CUAAAUUCCAUCAUGUAUUCGCAAGAUGACGAAUUCUUGUGUUCCCUGCGCACGCCUUCUUGUGCCAUCAUCGCGUUUUGUUGCAUAUUCCGCCUUAGACCCAUCUUUCAGCCCGCGGAAAGAUAACAGAAAAUAGACCAGAUGGCAACAAGACGGAUGCUGUCCCUCUCUUCGAUCUCUCGCGUUACAUUUCUCGUCUCUAGAACAACAGGUACAAGGCGCGCAGGCCUAGUAAUAUGAUUUAUGUUUCAAACAGCGCAGAUUUGCCAGAGAAACAUACACUUUCACCUUAAUGACCUUACUGCGUCCAUAUGGUUAGGAGCCAACUGAUAUAAAGGGUCAAAGGGACCUGACGUAUAAAAUCAACGUCUGAAGAACGUAGCUCUGAAUCACGAUCGUCAUGGCUCCUGAAUCGUUGAAUGCCAAGAAGCGAUCUCUUCGCAGCUACAUCUGGGACACCUGGGACAAGUCGCCAGAAGAGCGAAAGUUUCUCGGCAAACUUGACGCUUGCUUGCUAACCUACGCAGCACUGUCGUAUUUCAGCAAGUAUUUAGAUCAACAAAAUGUCACAAAUGCCUACGUAUCUGGAAUGAAAGAAGAUUUGAAUUUGCAUGGAAAUGAAUAUAACUACAUCACGACGGCUUGGACUUGUGGAUAUGUUAUUGGACAAAUUCCUUCCAAUCUCCUGAUAACCAGAAUCAGGCCUUCACUGUGGAUUCCCACCAUGGAGAUUAUCUGGAGUAUUCUCACAAUGCUCUUGUCAACGUCCAAGAACUUUUCCCAUAUAUGUGCUUUACGAUUUUUCGUCGGAUUGGCCGAGUCGACCUUCUAUCCUGCCAUACAGUACGUCAUUGGCAGUUGGUACAGACCCGAGGAGUUGGCGAAACGUGCUUGUAUUUUUCAUACCGCCAGUGCGAUUGGGCCAAUGUUUAGUGGUUUCUUACAGACGGCGGCCUACAAUGGCUUGAACGGAGUUCACGGUCUUGCGGGCUGGAGAUGGCUUUUUAUCAUCGACGGCAUUAUCACGAUUCCCAUCGCACUACUUGGAUACUUGAUAAUGCCCGAUCUUCCGCAUAACACUAAGCCGUCCAUCUUUUACACCGAACACCAAUUGCUUUUGGCUCGGAAGCGCAUGGACGAAAUUGGAAGGAAGCCCCCCACCAAGUUCACCAAGACGAAGGUCUUGGGCUUUUUUAAGACCUGGCACCUUUACACACUGGUGCCUCUCUACGUUCUUUUCAAUAACGGCAACGGCCCUACAAAUUCUAUGAUCUUCUGGUUCAAAAGCUUCAACACUACAAGUCAUACAAAAUAUACUGUUGGCCAAAUAAACUGUUAUCCUCUCGGUAUUAAUGUCGUGCAAGUCAUCACAACUUUGGUAUAUGCAUGGUGGUCGGACGCCAUCGAGAAACGAUGGCCUCCAAUGCUUUUUGCUGGGACUUGGAACAUCAUAGUCUGUAUCGUUCUUGCAGCGACACCCCUUUACACUCACAUCGCUAGGCGCUGGGCCUUCUAUUACAUGACCUCCGUCGGCGGCGGAUUGUCCGGUCUCAUACUUGCUUGGGCCAAUGAGCUUACCAGUAGCGAUAACGAAAAGAGAUCGUUUGUUGUCGCUUGCUGCAACACCUUUGCAUAUACAGUCCAGGCUUGGCUCCCGAUAUUGAUAUUCCCACAAGUGGAGCAGCCUCGCGUCUUCAAGGGUAAUGUAACAACUGCUUGUAUUAGCUUCGGCAUGAUCUGUGCGGCAUUGGCGACUCUGUACUUCCAAAACCGCGAUGCUAAACGAGCUCGUCAGGGGAUGGAAGAAGGUAGCACCAGUGACAUCGGACGUUCAAAUUCAUUGACUUCACAAGUGGAGAAGGAUAAUGACGAUGAAUGAAGGAAUUGCCGUUCGUGGGUUAUGCAAGCGUAGACCACUAUGCUCACUUUGGACACAAAUUCAAAUCCUAAUGUCUUGAGAGGAUGCGAAUAUAGAAAAGUGAUAUUCCAGC
Guyanagaster necrorhizus is the source of this 1991-nucleotide messenger RNA. Its product is annotated as MFS general substrate transporter. Gene Ontology annotation, cellular component: membrane. The record is from RefSeq and is a predicted model, not a curated record. Gene Ontology annotation, biological process: transmembrane transport. NCBI's taxonomy places the organism in Eukaryota, Fungi, Basidiomycota, Agaricomycetes, Agaricales, Physalacriaceae. Gene Ontology annotation, molecular function: transmembrane transporter activity. The coding region runs from base 401 to 1879 and encodes 492 amino acids. The transcript has 25 exons.